Messenger RNA from Cucumis sativus (cucumber), 2460 nucleotides. RefSeq lists its product as uncharacterized. Bases 1 to 2460 code for a protein of 819 amino acids. The transcript has 4 exons. NCBI's taxonomy places the organism in Eukaryota, Viridiplantae, Streptophyta, Magnoliopsida, Cucurbitales, Cucurbitaceae. The record is from RefSeq and is a predicted model, not a curated record.
AUGGAUAAAUCUUGGAUGCACAAGAGUAGAUUGUCUAAAGAUUAUGAGUUGGGUGUGGAAAACUUCAUCAAAUUUGGAUUUUCUAAUACAACUAGCUCCUAUAUUCGUUGUCCUUGUUUGAAAUGUGGGAAUUGUGAAAAACAUAGUAGAAAGGGUGUUAGAGAUCACUUGCAUGUUAAUGGUAUUGAUGAAAGUUAUAAAAUUUGGUUUUGGCAUGGGGAAGAACUUCCUAACUCAUCCUUCUAUGAUGAAUCUUCAAAGUUUGACAACCAUACAUGUGAAGAUCGGGAUGUUGGAAGUGUAAAAGAAAUGAUUGAAGUUGCUCAUGAGGAGUAUUCAAAAGACCCAACUGGAUUUGAGAAGUUGCUUAUUGAUGCUGAAAAACCAUUGUACGAAGGAUGCAAAAAGUACACAAAGUUGUCUACUCUAGUCAAAUUGUAUAAUUUAAAAGUUAGGUAUGGAUGGAGUGAUACUAGUUUUUCAGAAUUACUUGAAACUUUGAAGGAAAUUCUGCCUACUACCAAUGAGCUCCCGAAUUCAUUAAAAGAAUUUGCUAAUGCAAUUGAAUGUCUUGAAUGUGAUCAAUCAAGGUGGAAAAACGUCAAGGAUACAAAUGAAAGGAAAAAGCAAAUUCCCUCUAAAGUGAUAUGGUACUUUCCAAUCAUUCCACGAUUUAAAAGGCUAUUAAGAAGCAUUGAAUGUGCUGAAAACUUGACUUGGCAUUCUACUGAAAGAAUUAAUGAUGGUAAGUUACGACAUCCAGCAGACUCUCCAGCAUGGAAGUUAGUAGACAUGAAAUGGCCAGACUUCGGUUCUGAACCCAGAAAUCUUCGUUUAGCAUUGUCAGUCGAUGGAGUAAAUCCUCAUGGUGACAUGAGUUCUAAAUACAGUUGUUGGCCGGUAGUGAUGGUUAUUUACAAUCUUCCACCAUGGUUGUGUAUGAAAAGAAAGUACAUGAUGCUAUCAAUGCUAAUUUCAGGACCAAAACAACCAGGGGAUGACAUAGACAUAUACUUAGCACCACUAAUUGAAGAUUUAAAACUUUUAUGGAAAAGUGGUGUUGAAUGUUAUGAUGCUUAUCGAGAAGAACCAUUCAACUUAAGGUCAGUUUUGUUGUGGACAAUCAAUGAUUUUCCUGCAUAUGGUAACCUUAGUGGAUGUUGUGUGAAAGGGUAUAAAGCAUGCCCAAUUUGUGGAGAUAAUACAAAUUCUAUAAGGUUAAAGUAUGGGAAGAAAAUGGCAUACCUUGGACAUCGUAGAUUUUUGGCACGAAAUCAUCCGUAUCGACGACAAAAGAAGUCAUUCAAUGGUAAAAAAGAACUUGAUACAAUUCCAGAGCCACUUUCUGGGGAGGAUGUGUAUUUAAAAUUGAAAGAUCGAGAAUUUUCUAGAGGGAAGAAGAACCAUAAGAAACGGCUGAUGAACAGAAGUGACAAAAUUUGUUGGAAUAGAUUAUCUUCUUUUUUUGAGUUGCCAUACUGGAAGGAUCUUCAUGUUAGACAUUGUUUAGAUGUGAUGCACAUUGAAAAAAAUGUUUGCAUGAAUAUCUUAGGUACACUUCUUGAUAUUCCUGGGAAAAGUAAGGAUGGAUUGAAUGCUAGACGCGAUUUAGUUGAUCUAAAACUUCGACCAGAGCUUGCCCCUAUCAGUAGUGAAAAGAAAAUAUUCAUUCCGCCCGCGUGUUAUACUCUUACAAAGGAUGAAAAACGAUGUGUUUUGAAGACUUUGUCUGAAAUAAAGGUUCCUGAAGGUUACUCUUCCAAUAUUAGAAACCUUGUGUCAAUGACAGAUUUAAAACUUAAUAGUUUAAAAUCUCAUGAUUGUCAUGUGCUCAUACAACAGUUGUUUCCCAUUGCGAUAAGAUCAGUGCUACCGAAACAUGUUCGUUAUGCUAUAACUAGGUUGUGCGUCUUUUUCAAUUCUGUAUGCAACAAGGUAUUAGACGUACAACAACUAGACAAGUUGGAAGAAGAUAUUGUGGUAACAUUGUGUUUGUUUGAAAAAUUCAUGAAGGUCAUUAAAAACUCUGUGAGGAAUAGAUAUCGUCCAGAAGGUUGUAUUGCUGAAAGUUAUUUAAUAGAAGAAGCUGUUGAAUUUUGUACUGAUUUCUUAUCUGGAGUAGAUCCCAUUGGACUUGGGACUCGCAAGUCACAAGACCAUUUAGAUACUUCAAACAUUGGUAGACCAUUGUCCAUGGGAGUUCCUUUCAAACCUCAACAAGAACUUCUACAUCAAGCUCAUCAAUAUGUUUUGGAAAAUACAGUCGAUGUCCAACCAUAUACAGAGUAUCAACUGAGCUUGAAGUUGGAAAUGCUGGAGUUUCAGAUAACUUACGAUGGAUUGCUCAUGGCCCUCAUCCUUUUGUUAUUAGAUAUAGUGGUUAUGCAAUCAAUGGAUGUCGCUAUCACACACAAUCUUGUGAUAAAGAACGAAGUGUACAAAACAGUGGAGUUAGCUUAG